AUGCUGGAACAAACUGUUGACUUGGCCGUUGUUGGUGGUGGACCCACGGGCCUCUUGACGGCUCUGCUGGCGAAACGACUUGGAGCUUCAGUCCUUGUUCUAGAAACCAAACCUCAACCCCUGCAGCUAGGCCGUGCAGAUGCCUUGAAUGCUAGAAGUCAGCAAGUUCUGGAAGUCGUUGGCAUCCUUGAUGAACUCUUGGCCAAAGGACUCAAAUGCAACACGAGUUCUAUUUUUGCAAAUGGAGAAUUCACUGCUCGUCGUAGCCAUUGGUGGGAGAACUUGCAGAAUGUCCACCACAAGAACUUUUUGAUGAUUGGGCAGCCUAUAGUCGAGCAGCUACUGGCUGCCGCACUUGGCGACUCAAUUAUCUUUUCUGAGCCAGUAGAGUCAGUGCGUGAGACAUCGACAGGUGUUGAUGUCACGGCUGUGUCUGGUCGCAUCGUUCACAGCACUUACUGUGUUGCCUCAGACGGAGCCCGCUCUAUGGUCCGGCAGUCUCUUGGCAUUCCUUUCACAGGUACUAAGCCAGAGAUGACAUGGGCUGUCCUCGAUUGUUUUAUCGACAGCGACUUCCCACGCGUACCGGAAAUUAUUACUUUUGAGCUAGACGGGCAAUCCCGUGUGGCAUGGAUUCCUAGAGAGCGGGGCUUGUGCCGAUUCUACAUCUUACUUGAUGGAGAGAUUACGGAGGAAAAAUCUAAAGCGUCGAUCAAGAAGCACUUGGCGCCUUACAGAGUUGAAUUUACUAAGACCGAAUGGUUCAGCACUUUUGAAGUUAAGGAGAGACUUGCCGAUACAUUCGUGUCACAGAGUCGUAACGGCCGAAUAAUCCUUGCCGGUGAUGCUGCACAUGCGCACUCCGUCAACGGCGGACAGGGUCUUAACACUGGCCUUUCAGAUUCCUUCGGUCUUGGAUGGCGCUUAGGUUAUGUUUUGGCCCAUGCCAACGAGCUGCAACCAGGGGCGGCACACAAUAUCAUUGCUAGUUUCGACACAGAGCGCCGAAAAGUUGCAGGGAACGUUAUUUCAGUUGCUGCACGUCUUGUGCGAGAUACUCAACACGAGGGUGAGCAAUAUGUUGGCAAUGUGGAGAAGCAUGCGGCAUACAUCACAGGUAUGGGUAUUACCUACAGCGGCCUUGAGUCAGAAAUUGUUCAGGAAUCGGGCACUGGUGCCUGGAAGGCAGGUAACCCCUGCCCUGACUUCGACGUAAUUGUUGCGGGAGACUCUGCUCCUAAGCGCCUUUACAGUCGGGUAACAUAUGGGAACUUUUUAUUCCUUGUGAAGGGUGACAUUACUGAUCAUGUUGGUAAAUUUGGUAAGCUUGUUACCGAUAUCAAGCUGGUUCCCAAGCACGCCAUCGAAAGUAAUGCUAGUGGAGGCAAGGCCCUGGUCUACGCCACUGACUUUGUGUCCGAUGACGAUUCCUUCAAUGCCGCGGUGGUUCGCCCCGAUAUGUACAUCGGAUAUUCGGGUACAGUAGAUGGGGCGGUGAAGUACUUGGAGCAAUUGUUCGCUACUGCAAACUAA
This is a messenger RNA of Trichoderma asperellum CBS 433.97, 1533 nucleotides long. RefSeq lists its product as uncharacterized. Gene Ontology annotation, molecular function: oxidoreductase activity; FAD binding. The record is from RefSeq and is a predicted model, not a curated record. NCBI's taxonomy places the organism in Eukaryota, Fungi, Ascomycota, Sordariomycetes, Hypocreales, Hypocreaceae.